CUUAUCAAACUAAUCUAUUUUUAGCAAUAAGACGUCAGCAGGUAUUUCACCACCAGUCGAAAGUGUAAACAUAUAAAAAGCCGUAUGAUCUGAUAUCUAUUACUUAUAUUGGGAAAACUUUGAGCUGCAGUAAAUCAAGACUAUGGCGUCUACCGACAAUAUUGAUAUGCAGUCACAAGAAGUAGCCAAAGUAAAAGAGAACUUUAAUGGACAAUGUCGUAUCAUCACAGAUAUUGCAGAUUUCUCUCAUGUUGUUACCCUACAACCAAAGGACCAAGAUAUUAUCUACAAAUUCCAACUGAAAAAAACAUAUCCUUCUACGAAACCUAAUAUUAUCAUAAGAUCAGGAACAAUGGAUUCAAAAGCUGUAGACGAAAUACAGAACGAACUAGAUGAAACUGCUGCUUCAGCACUCGGGUCACCAAUGGUCUUGGCCUUAGUUGAGCAUGCUAAACUGUGGUUACAGAAAAAUAACAUCAAUUUGACACCUUCUGCAAAACCUAAAUCUAAAACCAAUAAAGAAAAAUCAGUAAAUAAAAUUUCUGUGGCUAAGCAAGAUAGAAAAAAUCGAAAAGAAAAGAAAGUACAAGACGAAACAGCAGACGAAAAGAAACCAUCAAUGAAAACUUCAGACGAUGUCGUAAAACGAAUUUUAUGGGAUGGUAACUUACCAGUGGACGAAUUUGUCGUAGGUUACAUAGACAGAUUUUUGGGAAUACAAGAAAAGUACUUUACAUCUUUUAGCUGGGAAGACAUAGCAACAGUUGAUUACAAUGUACUAGCAGUUCCAAAACACAGAAUCCAGUAUUUCAAGUAUAGAGAUGUGAAAGUAUGGGACAAAAAUCUAAGAAUGGACAACGUUUUUGGUUCUACAGGAAGCAAGACUACAAUAUACGAUGUCAUAGAAAAGUAUCACAAAGACAGCGAUGUAAACAAGACCGAUGAAGUGAACAAGACAGAAGAUGAAUAUUACGAUGUCGUUGACGAGGACGAGGACAGUGACAGCGAUGACGGGAUCACUGUCACUAUAGGAAGUAACAACUAUGCUACAGGGAACGAUGAAGAUGAUUUACAUCUCGUUGAUGAAGAUGAGGAUACACAUGACAAGUAUUGGAGAAACAAACUAAGGCCAAACCAUUUUCUUGCUUUGCGUAUAACGAACAAUGAAAUAAGAAAAGUUGUAGAAGGAAUACAAGAUGUUAUUUUAGAACAUGAACCACAGUAUGAAGAAUGCUGCAUACCACUGAAUUCCUUGCACAUCACACUGUGCACAUUGGGACUUGAUACAACCGAACAAGUUGCUCACGCCUGUCAAGUUCUGAAAAAGAUCAAACCGGAACUUCAGGGAAUGAUAACGAAAGAUAAAACAAUUCUUUUUAGAGGAAUGGAAAAUUUCUUCAAUAGAGUUUUAUAUGCGAAGUGUGAAUGUCCUCAAGAAUUUUUAGAUAUGGUAGAGCAUUUAAGAUUAUGUCUUAAACAAGAAGGAAUUGAAAUUAGAGACAACCAUGAGUUUGUACCUCACAUGACAAUCAUGAAAAUUACUCGAACUGUGGCCAGGUCAACCGGUAAAAAGUAUAUAGCUCCUUGGCUUUAUUCCCAAUCACAAAAUAUAGAAUUUGGAACACAAGUUAUAGAUAAUAUUAAUUUAUGUGAAAUGGGCAUUUGUAGGGAACCUGAUGGUUUUUACAUUUCUCCUGAGAAAAUAGAAUUUUGAAUAAAUUGAAAACAUUCUAUGAAUUGUUUUAAAUUGAAUGAAUAAAUCAUUUGAUUUGUAUAAUGAUUUUUUAUGUCAAUAAAUAGUUGUACACAUUCCAAACUAAA
Molecule: messenger RNA, 1821 nt
Organism: Mytilus californianus (California mussel)
Lineage: Eukaryota; Metazoa; Mollusca; Bivalvia; Mytilida; Mytilidae
Exons: 3
Coding region: 143-1714 (523 amino acids)
Molecular function (GO): protein binding
Source: RefSeq, a predicted model, not a curated record